CCAAUGCGCCAAGAAACCACCGGCCCGAUAAUUGUUCCGGCAUCGUUCGACUCCAGAUCACGGCAUUGAGAGCUGUAAUAAUUCGACUUAUGAUAACUUUUGUUUUCAAGGAAUUCGAAGGCAGUCCAGAUUUCACAUUGCCAAGCAGCCCGAGUCUUAUUUCAAGUUGUCGCCCAUUCUGAUUCAGACCUCAAUCGAGUCAACAUGGCAAGCGCAUCGCCAUUUGCGCUCGUGCCAGCAGAGGUCUCUGACGCCCUUGCUAUCGCCAAAAUAUUUGCCGUUUCCUGGACAUCCCCUUUCACACGCCUUCAAUUUGGGGAGGUAAAUCCUGACACACUGGCCACCACCAUGGCAUCACAGAUAGCAUCAUUGAUAGAAAAUUCGCCAAAUACAUUGUUCAUGGUAAUGCGUUCUGCGUCCCAGGAGAUCGCCGCUGUCGCCCAUUGGACGCUUCCAACGACGGUUGGAGAAUCCCGCGAGAAUGAAUCUGCGGAGGAGAAACGAGAGCGUGAGCUAUGCAAGGACGAAGUAUAUCUCCAGGAGUUGCCGGAUGGUUGCAACAAAGCUCUCGUGUACGAGUUUAUGCUCAGUCUACGUAUUCUCCGUAAUGAGACACUGCUUUCGCGUCCCUACUUCCUGUUGGAUAAUAUAGCCACUGAUCCUGCGCAUCGUGGAAAGGGUUUGGCUUCGCGUCUUAUCGAGUGGGUUUUCCCACACGCAGACAAGAUGCAGAAUGGCAAAGGUGUGGUAGUGUAUCUCGAGACUUCAAGUGAAAGUCCGGCCGAGAAGUUGUACAAGAGGCUAGGGUUCGAGGAGAAGGGGAAGGCAGUAAUCAAUAAUCUCGAAAGGUUCGGGGGAGAAGGUGAACAUGUGCAUGUUGCCUUUACAAGAGAACCGAGGAAAGCAGUCACUUGA
Molecule: messenger RNA, 915 nt
Organism: Periconia digitata
Lineage: Eukaryota; Fungi; Ascomycota; Dothideomycetes; Pleosporales; Periconiaceae
Source: the annotation of a GenBank genome assembly